Molecule: messenger RNA, 3958 nt
Organism: Striga asiatica
Lineage: Eukaryota; Viridiplantae; Streptophyta; Magnoliopsida; Lamiales; Orobanchaceae
Source: the annotation of a GenBank genome assembly
UCUACAUGCAUUUCUCAAUUUUAUUUUCGAGGUAACAUUUUUCCGGUAAUAGUUGAAGUCUCGGUCCGUACACAAGGAACCAACUAACUACGAUUUUAGAAUGCCAAUAGAAAGUAGCGACUUGUAUGUUUUCUGUAAUAAAAGCGGGAUAAAGGUUGAUGAACUAUAUCGUCAUUCUUGCAACAUUUUUAUUUAAGCAUUCAGGUCACCGUAGAUCGAACCACCGGUACAGUUCUCCGGCACCGAAUAACUGUCUGAAAUACAGUAGUCGCCGCGAAAAUUUCUGGCAAUUCCACUGAAAAUAUGAGCUGACGAUCCAUCUUCCGCAAAAAUUCCGGCUGAGAUUCGUUUCCUGUUGAUUCAAGCUCCGGAUUUCAGUUUCUCCGUUAGACGAAACUCAUAAAUGGACAUACUGUUUGCUCAGAUCCAAGCGGAUCUCCGGUCCAACGACGCGCUCCGGCAAUCCGGCGCAUUACUGCAGGCGCUGCAACAAUCCGCCGCCGGACGGGAUAUCUCCGUCAUCGCGAAAUCCGCCGUUGAGGAGAUAGUUGCUUCCCCGGCUUCCGCCGUCUCAAAGAAACUCGCCUUCGACCUCAUCCGCUCGACCCGCCUCACGGCUGAUCUGUGGGAAACCGUGUGCACAGGCAUCCGUAACGAUCUCGAUUUCCCGGAUCCUGACGUCACUGCGGCUGCCAUAUCAAUCCUGGCCGCCAUUCCCUCCUACCGCCUUGGCAAACUCAUUAAUGACUGCAACAAAGAAAUCUCCGCCUGCUUCGAUUCGGUUAGUGAUAAUCUCCGGUUCUCGAUAACCGAAACCCUAGGCUGCAUCCUUGCGCGAGACGAUCUCGUGACAUUGUGCGAAAACAACAUCAACUUGCUCGAUCGUAUCUCCAAUUGGUGGACCCGUAUCGCUCAUAACAUGCUUGAUAAAUCCGAUGCAGUUUCGACGGUCGCAUUUGAAUCCAUAGGCAAACUUUUUCAGGAAUUUGAAACGAAAAGGAUGAGUCGGCUAGCUGGGGACAAGUUAAUCGAUACUGAGAACUCAGUUGCAGUCCGAUCAAAAUGGGUUUCAUCAAUGGUUGAUUUUGUUUGGAAGAAGCGAAAUGCAUUGAUGUCGCGGUCAUUAAUUCUACCCGUAGAAAGUUUUAGAGCUACAAUUUUCCCGUUGGUUUAUGCAGUUAAGGCAAUGGCUUCAGGUUCAAUAGAGUCAAUCAAGAAGCUAUCGUGGUCCACAAAUAGUAGAAAUAAUACGGCGACUGAUAUCAGUAAUACUGAGAGCUUUGUAGGAGUGUCCGAUGUGGUGUCACAUUUAGCUCCAUUUCUGGUGUCUUCAUUGGACCCUGCUCUGAUAUUUGAAGUGGGGAUUAAUAUGCUAUACUUGGCCGAUGUUCCCGGAGGGAAGCCUGAGUGGGCCUCUAUAUCCAUUAUAGCAGUUCUCACACUUUGGGAUAGACAGGAAUAUUCUUCUGCACGUGAGAGCAUAGUCAGAGCUGUUGUUACUAAUCUGCAUCUCCUUGACCUUAGUAUGCAGGUGUCAUUGUUUAAAAAGCUGCUUCAUAUGGUGAGGAACUUGAGGGCGGAAUCAGACCGAAUGCAUGCUUUGGCGUGCAUCUGUCGAACUGCUCUCUGUGUUGAUCUUUUCUCGAAGGAGAGUGUUCGUCGAGGUCAAAAGCCAGUUUCAGGUACUGAUAUAGCUUCCCUAUUUGAAGAUGCGAGAAUAAAGGAUGACCUCAACAGUGUCACCAGUAAGAGCUUGUUUAGAGAAGAAUUAGUGGCAAUGUUGGUGGAGAGCUGUUUUCAGUUGUCCUUGCCGUUGCCUGAACAGAAGAGUUCAGGUAUGGAAAGCAGGGUGAUUGGAGCCUUAGCCUAUGGCACCGGUUAUGGUGCUUUGAAUUGGACAGAACCAGCGUUGGAAGUGGUGGAAGUGUGUAGACCAUGUGUUAAAUGGGAUUGUGAAGGUCGGACAUAUGCCAUUGAUUGUUAUCUGAAGUUGCUUGUUAGACUUUGCCACAUUUAUGAUACACGAGGGGGUGUCAAAAGAGUUAAAGACGGGGCUUCUCAAGAUCAGAUAUUGAACGAAACAAGAUUGCAAAAUCUUCAGCGGGAACUUGUCAAGGAUCUUCUCGAGGUUAGCACCCCUAGAAUUAGUGCCCGUCUUCUCUGGGCUAUUUCAGAGCACAUUAAUUUGGAGGGGUUGGACCCCCUUCUUGCUGAUGACCCUGAUGAUCCGUUAAAUAUAAUUAUAUCAAAUAUCCAUAAAGUUCUAUUCAACAUUGACUCAGCCGCUAACACUACAAAUAGGCUUCAAGAUGUUCAAGCAGUUCUUUUAUGCGCACAACGGCUGGGAUCACGUAAUGCUAGGGCUGGGCAGUUGCUGAUUAAAGAGCUUGAAGAAUUUAGGAGCAAUCCCUCUGCUGAUUCAGUCAACAAACACCAGAGCCGUUUAAUACUACAGAGAAUUAAAUAUGUUGCUAGUCAUCCAGAUGAUAAAUGGGCUGGGGUUAGUGAGACCACCGGAGACUACCCAUUUAGCCACCACAAGCUAACAGUUCAGUUCUAUGAUGCAUCUGCUGCUCAGGACCGAAAACUAGAAGGGUUGAUUCAUAAAGCAAUCUUGGAACUGUGGAGACCAGAUCCCAAUGAAUUAACUCAAUUGUUGACGAAAGGGGUUGACUCAAGUUUGAUCAAGAUCCCUCCAAGUGCAUUGACUUUGAGUGGUAGUAGUGAUCCUUGCUAUGUUGAAGGGUAUCACUUGACCGAUCCAAAUGAUGGAAGGAUUACUCUGCAUUUGAAGGUUUUGAAUCUUACAGAGAUUGAAUUAAAUCGAGUGGACAUCCGAGUUGGUUUAUCUGGUGGGUUAUACUUCAUGGAUGGGUCACCUCAAGCAGUGCGCCAGUUGCGUGAUCUUAAUUCACAGGAACCAAUUCCGUGCAGUGUGACAGUUGGUGUUUCCCAUUUCGAGCGGUGUGCCCUUUGGGUCCAAGUUCUUUACCACCCGUUUCAUGUUAGUGGUGCUCCAGAUGAUUAUGAAGGGGAAUAUCCAGAGGAAGAUGCUCAGGUCAUAAGGCAAAAGAAAAGUAGGGCUGACCCUGUGAUUUUGAGAUGCCAGCCAUACAAAGUUCCUCUCACCGAACUUCUCUUGCCCCACAAGAUAUCACCUGUUGAGUAUUUCCGUCUGUGGCCCAGUUUACCUGCUAUAGUGGAGUGCACCGGUACAUACACAUAUGAAGGCAGUGGGUUUAAGGCCACAGCAGCCCAGCAGUAUGGGGAGUCUCCUUUCCUCAGUGGCCUCAAAUCCCUGUCUUCGAAACCUUUCCACAAAGUCUGCUCGCAUAUUAUCCGGACAGUUGCUGGAUUUCAGCUAUGCUAUGCUGCUAAGACUUGGUACGGGGGCUUUCUGGGGAUGAUGAUAUUCGGCGCUAGUGAGGUCAGCCGAAAUGUUGACCUUGGGGAUGAGACCACAACCAUGAUCUGCAAAUUCGUGGUUCGGGCUUCCGACCCAUCCAUCACCAAAGAGAUUGGGUCCGACUUACAAGGCUGGAUGGACGACCUCACGGAUGGCAGCAUCGAGUACAUGCCCGAGGAAGAGGUUAAGGAGGCUGCAGCCGAGAGGCUCCGAAUCUCAAUGGAGCGUAUAGCUUUGCUUAAGGCAGCUCGGCCACGUAAGAAGGUUCCGGAAUCUGAUGAGGAGGAAAAGGAAGAGGAAGAGGAAGAGGAAGGGAAGGAGAAGGAUGAUGAUGGGGAGAGUAAGGAAAACGAAGGAGAUGAUGGGAAGAGUAANUUCAAGUGGUUCCACCCGCGCAAACUCGUAUCCCGUCGACGGCGAGAGGAGAUGGAUGAGUUGGUGGCCGUGGUGGUGGACGCGAAUAGGCUGAGGAGGAGCGUCUUGGCCGACAUCGUGAGCGCCAUCACCGUGUACCGGGCGGUGUUGUUCUUGGAGGUGAUGGCGGAGACGUGA